AUGAACUGUUCGUUCGCUUCACAAGAGUCACCUUGUAGUUCUUACGGAUCUAGUACAAAUGUUCUGCCGCUGGAUGCUUGUAAAGAAGACAUAACACCACAGUUACUGGGACUUGGUGUGAGUAGCAAGCGAGGAUGGCGAUCCGAAGGACUAGAAAUCACUGAGAAGGAGCUCAUCUUGAACAGAGCAGGACACUUCGAUUUAUCUCAAGACAGAGUAGCAGCCAUGACCAUCUGUCCUAAACACAGAAGAGACCUGACAGUCGACUGGAGAGGUCGUAAAAGUUCGACAUGUUGCUAUCCAUUGCACGAAGGUCAACGCAAGCAGGUCAAGGACCCACGCCGUGUCAAUUACGCAACGUCCAAGGAAAUCUUUGCUUUACACAAUGCUGCUGUCCCAGUUGGGUCCGGUGAGUGUCUCUUAUUACUUUAAAAUCCUUUUGUCGAUCUUACCUGGUAAAUUACGUUUCCCAUAAAUAUCACGAAAGGCUCUAGGCUCUAGGCGUAUCGAGUAUGACUAUUGUAGUGAAAGCGCUGGCAUCAAGUUGCAAAUUUUAAGGCACCACUAUGGGCCUCUUCAUAUGAGCCCGGUUAACCGGGCUGACUCGGUUUCCGAGAUCUCGCCUCACCUCUAAAUCCUUUGUAAAAGUUUUCAAUGUGUUCAUAUGAGAGGGCGGGCUGGCUCGGUUCCCGAGAUCUCGGUAAGCGGGCUGGAAAUAUUGUCAUAUGAACACAUCAUCCCGGUUACCGGGAUGAACGGCGGGAUGAAUUCUGGCGGUCCGGAUGGCAUCAUCUUGCAUUGCCUGCUGUAUUUUCCACAUAAUAAGCAUCCCAUUUAACUGCAGUGAUACAGCUUUAAGAGUUACCGAUGCCAAGAUAGGCCCGAAAGUUAAAAUGUUUGUGUUUCGCUAUGUUGCUUUGUUUCCCAAAUUUGGCGCCAGAACUCGUACCCAGGAUCUUUGACCUUUUCUCAUCUCGGAAACCGGGCUGAAAUUUCUCAUAUGAACCCAAGGCAAAAUUCAUCCCGGCAACCGAGCCAGCCGGUCAACCGGGCUCAUAUGAAGAGGCCCUAUAUCAACAGAAGCGCGGGGGCUGGGGUAAAUUUCCUUGGAUGUGCCAUAAAUCAAACAAGGGUGAGCCAUCCUCGGAGACCCAGGGGCAGUCAGUCGGGUCGGGAGAAAAGGCGCGAAGAAAGUUUUCAAGCACAGACUGACUGCCCCUGGGUCUCCGAGGAUGGGGUGAGCAAGCAAGAUACUUUUAUUCAGAACGGAAGUUAGCCUGCGAGCGCAGGCGUAUUUCCGGUCGUCACUUCUCUCCCUCUGAAAAAUAACGGAGGGAGAAGCGACCACCGAAAUACGCCUGCGCUUCAACGAGGCUAAACGGAAGCCUUUUUGCCACAAAAGUCUUUUCAAGUGUUGUCGUGACAGAAGCUACAGCGUGACACGCCUACUUGAACAGGAACUAUAAACUACAACUGUAAACGUUUUUCAGAUUAUUUUAUAACAGGAAAAUUUUUUCAAAUAAAAAUAAUCAUUCAUCUCGCGCUAUUUUCUUAAAAUGUUUUAAGUGCUAGUACUUUUCCACUUUCACUGAUGACAAGAUUGAAACUCAAUGUCUAAAUUUUAGCUGUCCCACAAACUAUGUAUAAAAUUCGAUUUUUGGGGUUUGAAUUAAGAGUGACAUUUUUAAUCUUUAUCCAUUUCAUUUGUAUUAGCUAUUUGUGUAAAGUGUCGCACAGAGCAUUACAGACUACGCCAUGAAGAAGACUCUGAAAGAGGAAGGGGCGAUCAGCAGGUUGUGUAUUUGCUUUCUUUAGUCACGCAAUUUAAGCUAGGCAUCUGAAACACUUAACAACAGGUUUAAAUAUUUAAAAACCUAUCCAAGACUGUAAAAGAAAACAAAAGAAGAACAACAGAAAAAUCGUGAAAGAAACGUGGAUGGGAAACUCGGGGAGGGAAGGAAUUUGGAACAAAAUAUCAUUUGCUGGGAAGCUAGGAACUGAGAACGAAAAAAGCGAUAGAUAGCAUUGCCAAAGUUAAUGUCUCUUUUUUCAGUUUGAAAAUAGAUGGAGUUAGAUGGACUAGCUAUCCCCACCCUAACGUUUUUUAGCGACCUGCAAGCUUGAUGCAGUCCGACCAGUACCACUCUCGACGGCCACUUUUUGAGGGGGCGUUGUAGAGAGUGUCCUUAAUGGGGAGGGGAAGGGUGUAAAUGUGACACAAAGAUUUUUAUUUUGGAGAAAGGGAAAAACAUUUUUACUUUCAUAAAUGCUUGCUCUAACAUAUUAUUACGUAACAAAUCUAUCAAUUAAAAAAAUUAUUAAAACAAAAUUAUAACAAAAUAAAGCGACUAAGGUAUAGUGAGUACAUCAGUUUUGUAUAGAUCGCUUUCAGUUGAAACUUCUAUUUGUGUAGAUAUCAUGACUAGUAAACUACAAUAAAAAAGAGACGCGGCAAAUCGACGUUUGCUGUUUGCCCUGAUUCUAAAUCUCUAAUGUAAGGACGAGGGGUAGGCUCUAGUACCGGGAAAGGUUUGAAUGCAAUAGAGAGAAGUCGUUACGUCACGCCACGUUGCCAUGGUCGCAAAAAUUUUUGGAUGACAACAAAUUGAAAAUUCGGUUUCAGGUUUUAGUCUGUUUGCAACUUUUAGUGGUUUUUACUCGUGAAGGAGUCCUGUAACUCCCUUUUCUGUGGCUCCAUUCUCGGUAACAGCGUAACAGAAAAAUUAUGGAAAUGUAAUUAAUAUCCCUUUUAUUGCACUGACAGUCUCAAGUGGCUGGUGAUGAAGAUGUAUUUGAACUGCCGCAGCAGAAUGAAGAUCAGGGGGUUCUGGUAACGUCUAAUGCAGAACAAGAGAUGGUUUCAUCAUCAUCACAAUCAUCCCAACAAAGUAUCCCAGAAGAAGAAAUCAGUAUCUGGUCCGACGGGUAG
Messenger RNA from Porites lobata, 2929 nucleotides. NCBI's taxonomy places the organism in Eukaryota, Metazoa, Cnidaria, Anthozoa, Scleractinia, Poritidae. The record is from the annotation of a GenBank genome assembly.